Molecule: messenger RNA, 444 nt
Organism: Colletotrichum paranaense
Lineage: Eukaryota; Fungi; Ascomycota; Sordariomycetes; Glomerellales; Glomerellaceae
Exons: 2
Coding region: 1-444 (147 amino acids)
Source: RefSeq, a predicted model, not a curated record
AUGACCAAUUUACUCACGGAGGGAAAUCCGCGAUCGAUGGGGGCAAAGAACGAAUACGCGCAGCAUCAACGCGCCCGCCCGCCCCUUGAUCAUUGCAACGGGCAAUACAACCCCCAGCCGUCCCAUCUUCCAGGUUACCUUACCUUUUGCCUCUCCAUCAUCCGCCUACCAUCGGAUCUGAUAAAAACGUUGAGCGGGAAGACACCGAGCAAACCCUCCUCUUGGAAGCCCAUCCAUCCAAGAGGCCAAGCCCCCGAAUCCAACUGCCGGCCGGUCAACGGCGCAAGGCUUGCUUCUGUGUUGCCUGCUUUGAUCAUUGAUGGCUGGGGGUUUCUUUCGAUCCAGGCAAGCAACUCAACCACUCAAUCCAUCCUUGGCUCCUCCGCCCACCACCUCAUGGGCUCUACCCAUGGCAUGCUACAGUGGUGGGCAGAUCAGCACUAA